This is a messenger RNA of Harpegnathos saltator (Jerdon's jumping ant), 1327 nucleotides long. RefSeq names its product phosphoglyceromutase 78 (gene Pglym78). The transcript is spliced from 3 exons. Lineage: Eukaryota; Metazoa; Arthropoda; Insecta; Hymenoptera; Formicidae. The coding region runs from base 138 to 902 and encodes 254 amino acids. Gene Ontology annotation, biological process: glycolytic process. Gene Ontology annotation, molecular function: intramolecular phosphotransferase activity. The record is from RefSeq and is a predicted model, not a curated record.
UAUCUAAUGGUGGGGGUUCGUCUCGAAGUCUCGAGUCUCGAAUCGAGUGGUUGAGCAAAGAUAUCGAACAGUAUCAAACUGUUCUCACUGUGAGUUUCGUUCAUCUUUCUGUCAACAGUUCUUGCGAUCUAAAAGAUAUGUCCAAGUAUAAGAUUGUCAUGGUUCGCCAUGGCGAAAGCGAAUGGAAUAAAUUGAACCUUUUCUGCGGAUGGUAUGAUGCUAAUCUGUCAGAUAAAGGCAAAACCGAAGCUGUGUCCGCGGGAAAAGCCCUGAAGGAUGCCGGGUAUACCUUUGAUGUGGCUCACACAUCAGUGCUCACCAGAGCACAGGAGACACUCAAGUCAAUAUUGAAGGAGAUCGGCCAAGAGAAUCUACCUGUUCAAAAAACAUGGCGCUUAAAUGAGCGACAUUAUGGUGGUCUCACUGGCAUGAACAAAGCAGAAACAGCUGCUAAAUAUGGUGAGGAACAAGUGCAGAUCUGGAGAAGGUCAUUUGAUGUGCCACCACCACCAAUGGAAGCAGACCAUAAAUAUUAUGAGACAAUAGUAAAAGAUCCACGUUAUGCUGAUGGACCUAAACUUGAAGAGUUUCCAAAGUUUGAAUCUCUCAAGUUAACUAUUGAGAGAACGUUACCCUAUUGGAAUGAGACAAUUAUCCCACAAUUGAAAGAGGGCAAGAAGAUCAUCAUAGCAGCCCAUGGAAAUAGCUUACGUGGCAUAGUGAAGCACUUGGAUCAAAUGUCCAACGACCAAAUCAUGGGGCUAAAUUUGCCGACUGGUAUUCCGUUUGUGUAUGAGUUAGAUGAAAAUUUCAAACCUGUUGUCUCUAUGAAGUUCCUGGGUGAUGAGGAAACUGUGAAGGCAGCAAUGGCUGCAGUUGCCGCACAAGGAAAAGCUAAAUAAACGUUAUUAAUGUGAAAUAUGUAUCAAUCUGCAAAGGACAUAUAUGUUACAUAAAGUAUCGUUAUAAGUAUUUAUUUUAAGUUAAUUACAAAACUGAGUGAGUCAUUACAAAUGUAAUUCAAGAGAGUGACAAUAACGACAAGUGCGUUCUUUCUUGAAGAAUGCUUACAAAAAUUACAAAUAUAUAUAUAUAUAUGUAUAUAAAAAUAGCGUUAAUUAUAUAUACAGGCUGUAGUCUGUAAACAUCCCACAUUUCCGAAAAUGAAGUGUGUGUCUAAGAAUAUUUCUUAAACUAGAUUUAAUUUCACAUCAGAAUAGUGGUCCCAUCUUCACGAAAUACUUGGUAAUCCUCGACUGUAAUUGCUUCUGCUGUUUAAGAUUACUGUAAAAUUUCUUUAUGUACUUAGUAAAUAAUUUAUGGGUGA